Cheilinus undulatus (humphead wrasse) is the source of this 12096-nucleotide messenger RNA. It is a transcript of the gene dnah3, whose product is annotated as dynein axonemal heavy chain 3. Gene Ontology annotation, molecular function: dynein intermediate chain binding; ATP binding; dynein light intermediate chain binding. Bases 7 to 12096 code for a protein of 4029 amino acids. Gene Ontology annotation, cellular component: dynein complex. The record is from RefSeq and is a predicted model, not a curated record. Gene Ontology annotation, biological process: microtubule-based movement. The transcript has 62 exons. Lineage: Eukaryota; Metazoa; Chordata; Actinopteri; Labriformes; Labridae.
AGCAAGAUGGACCGGGUAAAGCAGAUGGAGGAUGACUCUAUUUACAAUAUGAGCCAGAACAGGGGAUUUUCUGUUCCCCCACCUUUGCCUGUGUCUUGUAAUGCAGAACCGUCAGAACUGUAUCAAAUUGUCUCGAGGCACAGUCUUUAUCCACCCAUCCUUCAGCCCAAUUCAUGGACUAAAGCAAUUCCUUUUAAAGAGCAACAUCACCACCGCACUCCAAGUGAGUCUAUUGCAAACAACUACAGCCCUGGGGCGCAGGACCUCAAGAUUAAAAAACUCCAACACAGGCGCCUCACUGUCCGUCAGUUUUUGGCAAAAUCAGCAAAGCCUUCAUACAUCCCACCUGGAAGGACACAAGCAAUAACGCCAAGGAGAAGGGGUUCAUCUUCUCAAGCUUCAAUCUCUCCUCAGUCAAAAUCCAGAUCAAAAACCUUUUGCAUCCCCAGCAGCAAACCUCUGAGACCUGAAGAGCAGCUGGACAUCAUGUACAACCAAGAAGAGAAGAUAAAAGCGAAGGAGGGAGAACCCAAAGAGAGAGACCUGGAAAGGUAUAUGUACUACGUCACCAAUGGUGUCCCCAUGUCUGCGCUAGCACCCAAGCCAGACCAGCCAAUGAUAGACAUCAUUCAUCUGCUGCCUCCGGACACUGAAGAUGAUAAAAACCUCCAGAUUAUGAGAGCAAACUUAGAGGAAGAGGUCAAAAGAGAUUAUUACUUCAGCCUCAAGGAAAGCAUAGUGGACUACAUUCUUAUGGACCCGUCUGAGCGUCAGCGACUGUCUAUAUCCAGCGUUCCCACGCCUUUUCCUAGGAGGCUGAUCCGUGCACCAGUGCCCUGGGCAGCUAGUUACAGGGAGGCUCACAUGUGGCUGGAUCAACAUCUGUAUACUGUCAGUCACAUUAUGGGUCAUCUGCAGGGCAUCUGGCUAAACAGCUUCUCAUCCCUAAGAUUUGUUCGACUAGAGGACCUUUCCUCCACCAGCCUCCCCCUCCUGCCAUCUGAGUUUGAGGAGUUUGUCCAGAAACAGUGCCAAACCACAAGAGAUGAACUGGUCCAAAAGUGGCUGCCCUUCUGCGCGUCACUCUUCGACAGUGAGAGCUUGGGGGAGCCUCAGGAGUUCUUUAGCUGUAUCGCUGUUCUCAUGUCACUACAACUCCGAAGUUUGGUCAUUGAAUCACUGGAGGACCUGUUAUAUUUCUUCACUUUACACAAGAGUGGGAAUGACUUUGGUGAUGUGUAUGAUGAGAUGAAGUUUGUGAAGUCUCAGGUGCUGCUGGUAGAGCUGCAGGUUUAUGAGAUUCACAUUGACUUUAGACCGAGCUUUCAUGAAUGCUGGGAGCUCAUCCAGCGAGCCUUCAUGGAAAUCAUCAAGAGUGCUGAGAAGAUCCAAAGGGUGGAAUAUCUCCUCUUGCCCCAUUGCAACAACAUGUACAUCCGCACCGUUCGUCCUGAUGAGCCGUUGGUUAUAAAUCUCAUCGACAAAGCCAAAGAAGUGUUCCAAAAAAACACAGUGGGACCUAAAAAUUAUUUGAAUGUAUAUGAAAAAUACAGCAAUCUACUGGACCAUACAGCAAAGCAGGAGCUAUCUGCCUUUCUAAAAGAGAAGCACUCAUUAGAAGGGUUCACAAAGAAAAUUGAGAGCUUAAAUCAAGUAAGGAAGGAGAUCGCCUCACUGCGUGUUACCGUGCCCCUGUCAAUGUUUUGUCUGUAUGCCGGCAACCUUAAUGAUGACCUGUGUGAGCGUGCUAAGAAACUCAAAGACAAGAUCGUCAAGUUUGAAGUGGAGGAGAACAGAGAGCUUAACAAAGGGAUUUGUCAAAAAUAUGAGGAGAUUACUGAGACGGUCAGAAAACCCCCAAAAACCACAGAGGAGCUGGUUUCUCUCAGUCACUACAUUAAAAAGUCCAAGGAUGUGACUGUUUGCAAGCUAAUCGAUGAGGUUGAUGAAGCAUCAUACCGCCUCAGCUUCCUCAUGGACUAUGCCACACUAUCAUCUGAUGACUUGCGGCUGAACUCCCGUGUAUUCCAGUGGCCCAAUCAGAUCCUGAUUGAGCUUGAAGACAGCAAGAGUCAUCUAACAACCAUGACAGAAGAGGCUGAGGACUACCUCCAGACGAGGGUCAUGGACUUUGAAAAGAGGCUACAGGAUGUGGAAGAAGAAAUACAGGCUUUUAAGGGAAAAGCAAUAAUGUCCAUGGAGGAGAUGAAGAACAAUGUGGAAAAUCUGGCUCAAAUUACUGCCAAUCUUGAGUCUGCUGUCACUGAUCUUGAGGAUAUCAACAAAGAGCAGACUUUGCUGGAAAAGGAGCAGAGCCAGUUCCCAAUGCUACAGACUCUGAUAGCUGAAAAACAGCCAUAUGAGCAGCUCUGGACCACAGCACUAAACUUCCAAAGCCUGUCAGAUGUGUGGAUGAACGGACCUUUCCGACAACUGGAUGCUGAGAAAAUCUCUGAUGAGCUUGACAACAUGUGGAGGACCAUGCACAAACUGACUAAGACCUUCUCUAAUCUUCCCUGGCCUUUUCGUGUGGCCAAAAACUCAAAAAGCGAGAUAGACCUUUUCAAGCAGCACCUCCCCAUCCUGACGACCAUCUGCAACCCAGGAAUCAAAGACCGCCACUGGGAGAAGAUCAGCAGCAUUGUGGGCUUUGAAGUCAAACCAGAUGAGAACAGUUCACUGAAGAACAUGCUGGACCUCGGGCUUUCCAAGUUCUCAAACAAGUUGGAGGAGAUUGGAGCAGCAGCCAGUAAGGAAUACUCUCUGGAAAAAGCGAUGGACAAGAUGAAAAACGAAUGGGCUGACCUUCAGUUUUCCUUCACUCCAUACAGAGAUACAGGGACUAAUAUUGUGUCAGCAGUGGACGACAUCCAAGUGCUUCUUGACGACCACAUCGUUAAGACUCAGACAAUGAGAGGUUCACCUUUCAUUAAACCUAUCGAGGCUGAAUGUAAGCAAUGGGAGGACAAACUGCUGAGCAUGCAGGACAUCCUGGACUCCAUGUUGACUUGUCAGGCUACUUGGCUCUACCUCGAACCAAUCUUCAGCUCUGAGGACAUCAUCGCACAGAUGCCUGAGGAAGGACGCAAGUUUGGUAUCGUGGACGGCUACUGGAAGAACAUCACAGCUGAAGCUGUUAAAGACACACGUGUGCUGGUGGCCACAGACCAGCCAAACAUGCUGGAGCAGCUCCAGGAGUCGAAUGUGUUUCUAGAUGACAUCCAAAAAGGCCUCAAUACUUACCUGGAGAAGAAGAGGCUCUAUUUCCCAAGGUUCUUCUUCCUGUCAAACGAUGAGCUUCUGGAGAUCCUUUCUCAGACUAAGGAUCCUCUCUGUGUGCAGCCUCACCUUAAAAAGUGCUUUGAGGGCAUCGCCAAACUUGAAUUUACCGAGGACAUGGCGAUAACUGGCAUGAUCAGCUCAGAGAAGGAGACGGUCCCUUUCACAGAGAAGAUUUAUCCAGCCCAUGCAAAGGGGAUGGUAGAGAAGUGGCUGCUGCAGGUGGAGAACCUCAUGCUUAAGAGUGUUCGGCAUGUUAUCCAUCAAGGAGUGAUUCAGUACACAGAGCUGCCCAGGAAGAAGUGGGUGUUGCAGUGGCCAGGCCAAGUUGUCAUUUGUGCCUCCUCCAUUUUUUGGACAUCUGAAGUAUCUGAAGCCAUCCAGACCAAUUCUCUGCCUGCCUAUGUGGAAAAAUGCAAUGCCCAGAUUGCUGACAUCGUGGAGCUGGUGCGUGGGAAGCUGCCAGGAGGAGCGAGGAUGACCCUCGGUGCUCUCACUGUUAUAGAUGUUCAUGCUCGAGAUGUUGUUGCCAAACUGGCAGAAGACGGCAUCUCCUCACUGAAUGACUUUGCAUGGAUUUCUCAGCUGCGGUACUUCUGGAAGGAUGGAGAAGUGAUGCUGCGUAUGAUCACCACCUGCCUGAAAUAUGGUUAUGAAUAUCUGGGAAAUUCUCCCCGUCUUGUUAUCACACCGCUUACUGACCGCUGCUACAGAACUCUAAUGGGGGCUCUAAAGUUGAACUUGGGCGGUGCUCCUGAGGGCCCUGCAGGUACUGGAAAGACUGAGACCACAAAGGAUCUGGCAAAAGCAUUGGCUAAACAGUGUGUGGUGUUCAACUGCUCCGAUGGCUUAGACUACAAAGCUAUGAGUAAGUUCUUCAAAGGACUGGCUCAGUCUGGAGCUUGGGCCUGCUUUGAUGAGUUCAAUCGCAUUGAGGUGGAGGUGCUCUCUGUUGUGGCUCAGCAGGUCCUCUGCAUACAACAGGCCAUCGCCAAAAAUCUGAAGACAUUUAUGUUUGAGGGGACGGAGCUGUCCCUCAACCCAACCUGCUCUGUGUUCAUCACCAUGAACCCGGGUUACGCAGGCAGAGCUGAGCUCCCAGAUAACCUGAAGGCUCUUUUCCGUACAGUGGCCAUGAUGGUGCCAGACUAUUGUCUCAUUGGAGAAAUCUCUUUGUACUCAAUGGGCUUUAUUGAAUCACGCAGUCUGGCUCAAAAGAUCGUGGCUACCUACCGCUUAUGCUCCGAGCAGCUCUCCUCCCAGCACCACUAUGACUACGGUAUGCGAGCUGUGAAGUCAGUGCUGACUGCAGCAGGAAAUCUGAAGCUGAAGUACCCUGAGGAGAAUGAAAGUGUGCUGCUGCUGAGGGCGCUGAUGGACGUCAAUAUGGCAAAGUUUUUAGCACAGGAUGUGCCAUUGUUUCAGGGUAUCAUCUCUGAUUUAUUCCCUGGUAUCGUCCUCCCGAAACCAGACUACGAUCUCUUCCUCAAAGCUCUUAAUGAGAACAUCGCUAAGCUCAAUCUUCAGCCUAUUCCAUGGUUCAUUGGUAAAAUUAUCCAGGUUUAUGAGAUGAUGCUGGUUCGUCAUGGUUUCAUGAUAGUUGGAGACCCUUUAGGAGGAAAGACUUCUGCAUACAAAGUUCUUGCUGCUGCUCUUGGAGACCUCUAUAAAGCCAAGCUGAUGGAGGAGUUUGCUGUAAAUUACCGCAUCAUCAACCCCAAAGCCAUCACCAUGGGCCAGCUGUACGGCUGCUUCGAUUCAGUCAGCCAUGAGUGGUCCGACGGUGUCCUGGCCACCUCCUUCAGGGCUCAAGCCAGUUCCACCUCAGAGAAUCGUCAGUGGAUCAUCUUUGAUGGACCCAUUGAUGCUGUCUGGAUUGAGAACAUGAACACUGUUUUGGAUGACAAUAAAAAGCUUUGUCUGAUGAGCGGUGAAAUCAUCCAAAUGAGUCCAAAAAUGAGCCUCAUCUUUGAACCUGCUGACCUGGAGCAAGCCUCUCCAGCUACCGUCAGUAGGUGUGGCAUGAUCUACAUGGAGCCUCAGCAGCUUGGCUGGUCUCCUCUCAGAGAUUCCUACAUGAACACUCUGCCUCAGAGCCUGAACACUGAACACAGAGAGCUGGUAAUGGAUCUAUUUGAUUGGCUGGUUCAGCCCUGUCUUGACUUCAUAGACAGGGAGUGUCGCUUUGUGGUUCAAACAUCUCCCAUUCAUUUGACCUAUAGUCUGAUGAAGUUGUACACAUGCCUGAUGGAUGAAAUUUCUGAGUCUGGAGCCAAUGGUACACCCAUGACCAGCCAGCAGAUCACUAUGUGGCUGCAGGGUCUGUUCUUAUUCGCUGUUGUGUGGACUCUGGGUGGAACCAUCACUGGCGAGAGUCGUAAGAAGUUUGAUGCCUUCUACCGUAAUCUGAUCAAUGGCCAGGAUGAAGAGCAUCCUCGGCCUAAGAGAAUCAAACUAAAAAAAAACAACAUCUUCCCUGAAAGAGGCACUGUCUAUGACUUCUACUUUCACAAGGGAGGACAAGGACAGUGGAAUCCAUGGACUGAUUCAAUCACACAGGAAGAAAAUGUCAUUCCAGCUGUAGCUAAUGUAUCAGACCUCAUCAUCCCAACCAUGGAGACAGCACGUCAGCUUUUCUUCCUGCGUACUUACCUUUCUCAUGAAAUACCCAUGCUGUUUGUCGGGCCCACUGGCACCGGCAAGUCUGUCAUCAACAAAAGCUUCUUGGUAAAACUUCCUAAAGACGAAUACACACCUAACUGUAUCAACUUCUCAGCCCGCACCUCAGCAAAUCAGACUCAGGACAUCAUCAUGGCAAAGCUCGACAGGAGGAGGAAGGGGGUGUUUGGACCUCCUAUGGGAAAGAAGUGUGUCGUCUAUGUUGACGAUCUGAACAUGCCCGCUAAGGAGAUCUAUGGCGCCCAACCUCCGAUCGAGCUGUUGAGGCAGUGGAUCGACCAUCAUCACUGGUAUGACAAGAAGGACACCUCUAAACUGAACAUAGUGGAUGUGCUGUUUAUGUCUGCAAUGGGGCCUCCUGGUGGUGGCAAAAAUGACAUCACAGGCCGCUUCACUCGACACUUAAAUAUUAUCUCAAUUGAUUCCUUUGAUGACGAGACUCUGACCAAGAUAUUCAGCUCCAUCACUGACUGGCACUUCAGCAAGGGCUUCGAUGCGUCUUUCUUCAGGCUUGGCAAGAUCAUGGUCCAGGCCACCAUGGCCGUCUACAAAGAUUCAAUGGACAGCUUCCUCCCCACCCCAUCAAAGUCCCACUACAUCUUCAACCUGCGAGACUUUGCUCGAGUGAUAAGAGGCGUUCUCUUAGCCCCACAUACACACAUGCAGAAUGGAGACAAACUGAUCCGCUUGUGGAUCCAUGAGGUGUACCGUGUUUUUUAUGACCGACUCAUUGACACUGAAGACAAGGAGACGUUCUUUAGCAUUGUCAAAGAGAGGACCUCAGACUUCUUCAAACAAAGUGUGGAAAAGGUUCUGAGCCGUCUUAGUCCAGAUGGAAAAGUAUCAGAUGAUAGCAUCCGCAGCUUGUUCUUCGGUGACUACUCCAACCCUGAUUCUGAUGUCAAGGCCUACGAUGAAAUCACAGACUUGUGCACCUUACAACAAGUCAUGGAGUUCUAUCUGGAUGAGUACAACAGCUGCAGCAAGGCCCCCAUGUCCCUUGUCAUGUUCAAAUUUGCCAUUGAGCACAUUUCCCGCAUUUGUCGUGUCCUUAAACAAGACAACGGCCAUCUUCUACUCGUCGGCAUUGGUGGCUCAGGGCGUCAGAGCGCCACUAAGCUGGGCACCUUCAUCAACGACUACGUCCUGUUUCAGAUUGAAUUAACCAAGAACUACGGAAUGACAGACUGGAGGGACGACCUGAAGAAGAUCAUGCUUAAAGCAGGGGUUGAGGGGAAGAGCCUGGUGUUCUUGUUUAAUGACAGUCAGAUCAAAGAUGAGGGCAUGUUAGAGGACAUCAACAUGCUGCUCAACACUGGGGAUGUACCAAAUAUCUUUGCUGCAGAUGAACGAGCUGACAUCACUGAGAAGAUGCAGGGAAUUGCUCGAAUGGAGGGCAAGAAGAUUGAUACAACACCACUUUCUCUGUACAACUUCUUCAUUGACCGCGUAAAGACCAACCUUCACAUUGUGCUUGCCAUGAGUCCAAUUGGCGAUGCAUUCAGGAACCGCCUACGGAUGUUUCCCUCCCUUAUCAACUGUUGCACCAUUGACUGGUUCCACGCAUGGCCAAAGGAUGCUUUAGAGAUGGUGGCACACAAGUUCCUAGAAGAUGUGGAAAUGGACAGCGAAAUCAGACUGGAAGUGGUGGAAAUGUGCAAGACCUUUCAGACAAGUGUGCGAGAAAUGUCCCAGAGGUAUUUCUCCAGACUCAGGCGGCACAACUACGCCACUCCCACCUCCUACCUUGAACUCAUCCUCACCUUCAAGACUCUGCUAAAGUUGAAGAGGAAUGAAGUAAACACUGCGAGGAACCGAUACAUUGUUGGUCUUCAGAAACUGGAGUUUGCUGCAUCUCAGGUGUCAGUGAUGCAGGAGGAGCUGACAGCCUUGCAGCCAGAGCUCAUUCAGACAUCAGCAGAAACAGACAAGAUGAUGGUCAAGAUUGAGGGGGAGACAGUGGAGGUGGAUGCUAAGAAAGAGCAGGUGUCUGCUGAUGAGAAAGUGGCGAAUGAAGCAGCAGCUGCUGCCAAAGCCAUUAAGGAUGAGUGUGAGGGAGAUUUGGCAGAAGCGUUGCCUGCUUUAGAGGCUGCCCUGUCAGCCCUGGACACUUUAAAACCUGCAGACAUUACUGUAGUCAAGUCCAUGCAGAACCCACCAGCUCUAGUUAAACUAGUUAUGGAGUCCAUCUGUGUCAUGAAGGGUAUCAAACCAGAGAGGAAACCUGACCCUGGUGGCUCAGGUAAAAUGAUUGAAGACUUCUGGGGCCCCUCUAAGAAGCUCCUUGGAGACCUGAAGUUUUUGGACAGCCUCAAAACCUAUGACAAAGACAACAUUCCUGCCUCGUACAUCAAGAAAAUCAGAGAUAAGUUCAUCGACAACCCUAACUUCCAGCCCUCUGUUAUCAAAAACAUCUCCUCAGCUUGUGAGGGUCUCUGUAAAUGGGUGCGAGCCAUGGAGGUGUACGAGCGUGUCGCUAAAGUGGUCGCCCCGAAGAAGGAGAGGCUGAAGCAAGCCGAGGAGGAGCUGGCGGUACAGAUGGAAAUGCUGGCUGUGAAAAGAGCUGAGCUGAAGGAGGUGGAAGACAGGCUGCAGAGCCUUAAUGAUGACCUGGCUGCUAUGAUGAACAAGAAGCAAGAGCUGGAGGACAAUAUUGAGCUGUGUUCUCAGAAGCUGAUCAGGGCGGAGAAGCUGAUUGGAGGGCUGGGUGGGGAGAAAGACAGGUGGACAGAGGCGGCAAGGCAACUAGACAUCAGGUACACCAACCUGACAGGCGACAUACUCCUUUCUUCAGGAACUGUGUCUUACCUUGGGGCCUUUACUGUAGACUACCGUACAGAGUGUCAGGAGCAGUGGCAUAUCCUGUGCCAGGAGAAGAAAAUCCCCUGCUCUGAGGACUUCACCCUCAGUAGCACCCUGGGUAACCAGGUGGCUAUUAGGGCAUGGCAGAUCGCCGGACUGCCGGUGGACUCCUUCUCCAUAGACAACGGUAUUAUCGUGUUCAACUCCCGCCGCUGGCCUCUAAUGAUCGACCCUCAAGGUCAAGCCAACAAGUGGGUCAAGAACAUGGAGAAGGCCAAUAAACUGGCUGUCAUCAAACUCUCUGAUGGGAACUAUGUGAGGGUUUUAGAGAACUGUAUUCAGUUCGGAACACCUGUGCUAUUGGAGAAUGUUGGAGAGGAAUUAGACCCGGUUCUUGAGCCUGUAUUGCUGAAGCAAACCUUCAAACAGCAGGGUGUAGAGUACAUGAAAAUAGGAGAGAACAUCGUGGAAUAUUCUAAGGACUUUCUGUUUUAUAUGACCACUGGACUGAGGAACCCUCACUAUCUCCCAGAGGUGGCUGUCAAAGUGUGUUUGCUGAACUUCAUGAUCACACCACAAGGCCUUCAAGAUCAGCUUCUGGGGCUCGUAGCAGCUAAAGAGAAACCGGAGCUGGAGGAGAAGAAGAACCAGCUCAUCCUGGAGAGUGCCGCCAACAACAAGCAGCUGAAGGAGAUAGAGGAUAAGAUCUUACAAGUGCUCUCAUCUUCUGAAGGGAACAUUCUGGAGGACGAAACUGCCAUCAAGAUCUUGUCAUCGUCUAAAAUCCUCUCUGAGGAGAUCUCGGAGAAACAAAAGAUCGCCAGUGUGACAGAAAAAGAGAUCGAUGACACUCGAAUGGGUUACCGUCCUGUCGCCGAACACUCCUCUAUUUUAUUCUUCUGUAUCUCAGAUUUGGCAAACAUUGAGCCCAUGUACCAAUACUCCCUGACCUGGUUCAUCAACCUCUACCUGCAUUCCAUCACAGACAGCAUGAAGAGCGAGGACGUGGUCAAGAGGAUCACCAACAUAGUUGAUCACUUCACCCUCAGCAUCUACAACAACAUUUGUCGCUCACUUUUUGAGAAAGACAAACUGCUUUUCUCCCUGCUGCUCACCGUAGGCAUCAUGCAGGGGAUGGGCCAGGUGGAUGACCAGGUUUGGCGCUUCCUCCUUACAGGAGGCAUCGCUUUAGAUAACCCCUACCCCAACCCGGCUCCAGAGUGGCUCUCUGACAAAUCCUGGUCUGAAAUCGUCAGAGCGUCCAAACUACCAAACUUAGAUGGUUUCUUUGAGCAUGUCCAGGACAACAUCUUUAAGUGGAAGCAGCUCUAUGAUUCAGGAUGGCCCCAUAAAGACCAGUUACCUGACCAGUGGAGGGGGUUAGUGGGGAUGGACAGAAUGGUGGUCAUCAGGUGCUUCAGGCCAGAUAAACUGGUACCAGCUGUGCAGGAUUUUAUCGUGAAUAACAUGGGACAGGCUUACAUUGAACCACCAACAUUUGACCUGGCAGGAAGUUACAAAGACUCCCACUGCUGCUCUCCUCUCAUCUUUGUGUUGUCACCAGGAUCUGAUCCCACUGCAGGUUUGCUGAAGUUCGCUGAUGAUCUAGACAUGGGGGGCAGCAAGAUCCAAACCAUUUCUCUGGGGCAGGGGCAGGGACCAAUAGCAGCUCAGAUGAUUGACAAAGCCAUCAAAGAGGGCACCUGGGUGGUGCUGCAGAACUGCCACCUGGCCACCAGCUGGAUGCCCGCUCUGGAGAGGAUCUGUGAGGAAACCAUCACUCCAGAGGCCACACACCCUAACUUCAGGUUGUGGUUAACAAGUUAUCCAUCUGACAAGUUCCCUGUCAGCAUCCUUCAGAACGGGCUGAAGAUGACCAAUGAGCCUCCUAAAGGAAUUAGAGCUAACCUGCUGCGCUCCUACCUUAGUCACCCCAUCUCUGACCCCGACUUCUUCAACAGCUCUAAAAAACAAGUGAUCUGGCAGAAGUUUCUAUUCAGUCUCACUUUCUUCCACGCUCUGGUACAGGAGAGGAGGAACUUUGGACCUCUGGGUUGGAAUAUUCCCUAUGAGUUCAAUGAGUCUGAUCUGAGGAUCAGUAUGAGGCAGAUCCAGAUGUUCCUGGAUGAGUAUGAGGAGGUUCCACUGGAGGCACUCACAUACCUUACAGGCGAAUGUAACUAUGGCGGCAGGGUGACAGAUGACAAAGACAGACGCCUGCUGUUGUCGCUCCUGUCCAUCUUCUACAGCUGGGAUCUGAUAGAGCAGGAGGGAUACAACCUGUGUGAGGGAGAUCUGUACUAUGUCCCUGCUCACGGCCCCUAUCAGUCUUACGUUAACUACAUCCGCAGCCUUCCCAUUUGUGCCGAACCCUGUGUGUUCGGACUUCACAGCAACGCUGACAUAACAAAGGAUAAUCAAGAGACCAAUCAGCUCCUGGACGGGGUUCUGCUGACUCUGCCCAGGCAGACAGGGAGCGGGGCUAAGUCUCCUCAGGAAGUGGUCGAUGAGCUUGCAGAAGACAUCCUGUCUAAGCUGCCUGCAGACUUUGACAUUCAAAUGGUGAUGGAUUUAUACCCUGUCAUGUAUGAGGAGUCUAUGAAUACUGUUCUGAGGCAGGAAGUUAUCCGCUUUAACAGACUUACUCAUGUGGUCCGCAUCAGCUUGGUCAACAUCCGCAAAGCUCUGAAGGGCCAGAUCGUAAUGUCUGCUGAACUCGAGGACGUCUUUAACAGUAUGCUGGUGGGCAAGGUGCCAGCUAUGUGGGCUGCCAAGUCAUACCCAUCGCUCAAACCAAUGGGGAGCUACGUGACAGAUCUGUUAGCCAGGCUGCAGUUCUUACAGGACUGGAUAGAUAACGGCCCACCUACAAUCUUCUGGCUCUCUGGCUUCUACUUCACACAGUCAUUUCUUACUGGAGUGGCUCAAAAUUAUGCCAGGAAGUAUUCCAUCCCCAUAGACUACAUUGGCUUUGAAUUUGAGGUAACCAAAGAGGAGACCCAAAUGGAGGAGAAGCCAGAGGAUGGGGCCUUUGUGCGGGGUCUUUUCAUGGAGGGGGCUCGCUGGGACAGAGACAACAUGGUCAUUGGAGAGUCACUUCCCAAGAUCCUCUUUGAUUCCCUGCCCAUCAUCAAGCUCAAACCAGGAGAAAUGACAAAGUUCAAACAUGAAGACAUCUAUGUUUGUCCUGUUUACAAAACCAGCACCCGCAGAGGGACCCUGUCCACCACCGGUCACUCCACCAACUACGUUCUGUCCAUCGAGCUGCCGUCUGACAAACCACAGAAGCACUGGGUGAACCGCGGGGUGGCCUGCCUCUGCCAGCUUGACGACUGA